AUCUUAGGCCAGUCCCGAGGAUUCUCCGGCUUCUUCUAAAAAUCAACCGCCGUCAAAAUCGAUUCAAAGCGAACCGGAGAUUGAAUGGAAGAUGCAGCUGCUCCGAAUUCUGGAUCCGAAUUUAACCCAGGAGCAAGACGCGGCAAAUCUAUCGAUGAAUGCCAAGACAUGAUUCGUAGGAGUUUCCGAAACCCAAUUGUGAAGUUUCUGAUGGAGCAAAUGGAGAAAUCUGGGUGUAGAGUUGGUGAUAAUUUCGUUAAGGCUGUUGUUUGUACUGGACCUGUAGCUGGAGGUUACACUAAAGGAAGAGGGAUUACUGUCUGCAGUAACUAUUUGACCAUUCAAGAUGAAGUCAACCAAGUAGUUAUACAUGAGUUGAUUCAUGCUUAUGACGAAUGCCGAGCCAAGAAUUUGGAUUGGACUAAUUGUGCUCAUCAUGCUUGCAGCGAGAUACGUGCAGGUCAUCUAAGCGGCGAUUGCCAUUUCAAGAGAGAACUCUUGCGGGGUUUCAUUAAAUUAAGAGGGCAUGAACAAGAAUGUAUAAAAAGAAGAGUGUUGAAAUCGCUUCGUGGCAACCCGUAUUGCUCGGAAGUAGCUGCUAAAGAUGCGAUGGAAGCAGUGUGGGAUACUUGUUACAAUGACACUAAGCCUUUUGAUAGAGCUCCUUGAAGGUAGUAAGUCUAUUACACUCUCAAAAGACUUAUUAUUGCUUCAAAGUUAUGUGUUCAACUUCAUCUUUGAAGAUCGAUAUAAAGCCGGAAAAAACUGUUGGAUUCAGUCAUUGAUUUUUUCCCCAUGUAUUUCUCACAAUCCAACCUUUUUGGCCAAGUUAAACGAUAGUAUUUGUUUAGAUUCUUUAUAUUGUUGUUUGAAACAAACGAAAAGGUCUAAUACAAAAAUUUUGAUUUC
This is a messenger RNA of Arabidopsis arenosa, 909 nucleotides long. The record is from the annotation of a GenBank genome assembly. Lineage: Eukaryota; Viridiplantae; Streptophyta; Magnoliopsida; Brassicales; Brassicaceae.